Molecule: messenger RNA, 2959 nt
Organism: Gastrolobium bilobum
Lineage: Eukaryota; Viridiplantae; Streptophyta; Magnoliopsida; Fabales; Fabaceae
Exons: 9
Coding region: 208-2682 (824 amino acids)
Molecular function (GO): protein binding
Source: RefSeq, a predicted model, not a curated record
AAUUUUUUAUAUAUAUUUUUUUCUCAGAAGAUAAUACUUUUUAGGGUUUUUUUAACCCAAAAAAAACAAAAACAAAAACGAUGUCACAGAAAUCGAAAAAUCUAGAAGGACCGUCAAACUGGAACAAAGUUUCAGUACUAUAUUUCCUUCCUUACUCUUUUGUUCUGUGGUAGUGGUAGUGUCAGUGUUAUCCACUUCGGCCAAAACAUGUUGGCUUCCACUGUUCUAACACCUUCCAAGUUCAACCCUUCGCAAUUCGUCCCACCAAUCAGCGUCCCAGAAAUUCAACGAAGAAGCAGAUUGGUAAUCUUUUCCAAAUCAAAUUCCAAACAUGCUGUGCUUGCCAGGGUCAGUAGUAGUAAUGGACGUGACGGUGCCGUUGAUGCUACCUCACCUCCUGACAUUGAGGCAGUAAGUAGUGCAUCUUCUGAUCUUGGUGAUGGUUAUGUGGCCUUGUUUGUUCGUAUGUUAGGCCUAGAUCAUGAUCCUUUAGAUAGAGAACAAGCUAUAACUACUCUCUGGAAAUAUUCACUUGGUGGAAAGAAGUGUAUUGACACUAUAAUGCGGUUUCCUGGUUGUAUUAAUCUUAUUGUGAACCUCCUUAGAUCAGAGUCUAGUUCAGCGUGCGAGGCUGCUGCAGGUCUUCUACGAUCACUAUCUUCAGUCAAUCUGUAUAGGAAUUCGGUAGCUAAUAGUGGAGCAAUAGAAGAGUUAAAUAGAUUGCUGAGGCAAUCUUCCUUGGCUCCCGAGCUAAAGGAGCAGAGUAUGAGUACACUCUGGAGUUUAUCUGUUGAUGAGAAGAUCUGCAUUAAAAUUGCAAAUAGUGAUAUUUUGUUGUUAACUAUUAAGUACCUUGAUGAUGAGGAUAUAAAAGUGAAGGAAGCUGCAGGUGGCAUUUUGGCAAAUUUGGCAUUGAACCGUGUUAACCACAACAUCAUGGUUGAAGCAGGUGUUAUACCAAAAUUGGCAAAGUUCUUAACGUCUAAUUCGGAAGGAUCUAAAGUUAUUAGAAAGGAAGCAAGAAAUGCAUUGCUUGAACUUGUUAAGGAUAAGUAUUGUAGAAUUCUUGUCAUUGAGGAAGGUCUGGUUCCUGUGCCAUUAAUAGGUGCUGCAGCCUAUAAGUCAUUCACCCCAGGUUUACAUCUGUGGCCCAAAUUACCAGAUGGUACAGAAAUUGAAAGGACUUCUACACAACCUUCCAGAUUUGGUGCAUCAGAAUUACUUCUGGGAUUAAAUAUCGAUGACAAGAAUGCUAACAUAGAGGAAGCAAAAAUCAAUGCAAUUGUUGGGCGGACACAACAGCAGUUCCUUGCUCGUAUUGGGGCUAUAGAAACGGAGGAGAAAACAAUACCUCAUUCUGAAAGCUCAAAUGAUCAGCGGCUUACACUUUUACCUUUGGUGGAUGGUGUUGCUCGUUUAGUACUGAUACUAGAACUAGAAGAUAAGUCUGCGAUAUUAAGGGCUGCAGAGUCAAUUGCUAAUGCAUGUAUCAAUGAACAAAUGCGUAUUGCAUUCAAGGAGGCUGGAGCAAUUAAGCAUUUAGUACGGCUUUUGAAUUGUGAUGAUAAUGCGGUCCAGUUGGUGGUUAUACAAGCUUUGGAAAGGCUCUCUGCUAGCAAUGUUGUUUGCCGGGUAAUUGAAGCUGAGGGUGUUUUAGGUCCUUUGGUUGGUAUUUUGAAAUGCUCAAAGAUACCUGGAACUAUUGUGGAAACGUCUUUGAACAUACUUGCUCGGAUAUUAGACCCUAGUAAAGAGAUGCAAUUGAAGUUUUAUGAUGGACCAGUUAAUGGACCUGAGGAGACGUUUGAUGGAGCUAAAAAUGAUGGUGUUUCAAAAACAAACACCAGGAAUGAUAUAAUGGAUUCUGUUUUCAUAGCACACCUUGUUGAGAUUUUGAAGUCCUCUUCACCCAGUUUACAAGAAAAGGCUGCAUCUGUGCUCGAAUUCGUGGCAUUGACUGACCUGACUCUGGCCCCAAUUAUAUCUGUGGAUAUUGAAUCUGGUCUCAAUUCUGUUUUUCAGCAAAAAAUUUUGAAAAUUUCAGCGGACAUGGAAUCUGAUGUAGAAGAUCAGUUCUCAGAAGCAUAUGCAAUCGAAUUCGAAGAAGCUGGUCGUGCAAUAUCUGCAGCAUCCCGGUUAAUGACAAGACUACUCGACUGUGAGCAGUUUUGCCACAAAAUAAACUCCUCCCAUUUCAUUGGGUUGCUUCGUGAAAUCCUCAGGUCCAAUAUUCCUCUCCACAACAAAGAUUGGGUAGCUGCUUGCCUAGUUAAACUAAGUUCUCUCUAUGGUAACAACAUGGGUUUUAAUCCAAUCAAUGUGGAAGUUACACUUUAUGAGACAAUCCCAAGACUAGUAGAACAGAUCAAAACUUCAUUCUCUCCAGAAGCACAGGAAACUGCUGUUGUAGAACUUAAUAGAAUAAUAUCUGAAGGAGUGGUGGAUUCCUCAGGAGCUAUUAUUUCUGGGGGUGCAAUAUAUCCAUUGGUGAAGCUGAUUGAAGAAGGAAGUGAAAAGGGUGUUGAAGCAAGCUUGGCAAUAUUGUAUAAUCUGAGUAUGGACAGUGAGAACCAUUCAGCACUUGUGGCUGCUGGAGCAGUCCCUGCCUUGCGGAGAAUUGUUCUAUCACACAGACCACAGUGGGAACGGGCACUUCAUUUACUCAGGAGUUUGCAAACAUGAUGAGUUCAAAGCUACAAAUCUUGAAAGAGUUUUCUUAUAUUGUAUCAUCUACUUCAACUGUGUAAAAUAAAAUCUUUACACUUUUUUGUAUGUAAAUCGUAUUUUGGACCAGAUAAAUGGUCCCAACUUACUAUUAGAUAGGCAUUAUGCAUUUUCAUUCCACCACUCUCUCUUUUAACUUCCUUCUUCUACAAAUAACUAUCGACUAAGUAAUUAUCACAUCACUAGUCACUUGCGAUGUGAAGCCACAACCUCCUUAAUUGCUAUUGUAUUUCAU